Staurois parvus is the source of this 261-nucleotide messenger RNA. The record is from the annotation of a GenBank genome assembly. NCBI's taxonomy places the organism in Eukaryota, Metazoa, Chordata, Amphibia, Anura, Ranidae.
CAACUGCUGGUUCUCGGCAGUACUUUCCUCAUGCUCUGACAGCGUGAGGAAAGUGCAGCCGAGAACCGGCAAUUGCAUUUCCCGGUGAUCAGCGUGUCAUUGGACACAGCUGAUCACAUGUUGUCAGAGGGGGGAUCGGCACUGAUCACCAGGGCACUGAUGAUCAGUGCCUUGAUGAUCAGUGCCCAGCAGUGCCACCCACCAGUUCCACCCACAAGUGCCCAGCAGUGCCACCCAGCUGUGCCCAGCAGUGCCCACUAG